AACGCGUAUAUACUACAUAAUCUUCUUCCAUUAGUUGAAAUCCCCUCCCAUUCCUUGCCCUGCGCGAGCAUGUACGCGUUUGGCAAUCCGCAUUCGCGUUUCCGCUUUUGCUGUGUUUAGAACGACUCGCUUGCGUAUUCCUCUAUCCUGUUAGCACCGUCUCAGCUAGCUCUUGAAAUCCCUUCAUUGCGAUCUCAUUCCCCUUCUCGCCAUGGCCGGGGGGCGUCUCCCUCUUAGCAGAAACCGUUCUUAAUCACCAACUCUAAACGCGAUCUCCAAUCACCUCGUAUCUCCUCCCGCCAUGGCUGGCACCCGCUCCUCGCGAGAGGAGUCUAUUUUUGAGGCACCUCAGAAAUAGGCACCGGCUCCUCUCAACGAUCCGGCGUCUCCUUUGAAGCACCUCAACAGUAGACACCAUUUGAAGCACCUCAAUAGUAGACACCAUUUGAAGCACCUCAAUAAUAGACACCAUUUGAAGCACCUCAAAAGUAGACACCAUUUGAAGCACUCGGCUCAGCAGCACUCGGCUCAAUAGUAGACACCAGUUUCAAACUCCCAACCCUAGACACCAUAUUAUUUUCCCGUUUUUAAUUUCGUCACGCCAUGGCCGGCCCUCGCUCCUCUCAACGAUCCGGCGUCUCCUCCCGUUCCUCCACGCCACACGCCGCAUCCUCCGCCGGAAAUUCCGGCGCCAUUUUCGCCGGAUCGUCCGCUUCCGCUUCCUCCUCGUUCCUCUCCCGCGUAUUUCCCGCGCUCGCCGUGUCGCUGCUGGCUCUAGCCGCCGUUGUUUUCGCGUUCACCUACUCACGGCCGUCCCUUGGCCGAUGCGACUUACUUCAGCUACAGCUACUGGGACGGCAGGGUGGCGAUCUGGGAAAGCACCUGAAAGUGCUGGAGAAGCAGAUGAAUUACAACAAGAAGCUCGUUGGGGUGCUGCAGGCGUCACUGGCCAAGCUCGCAGCUGCUGACUCAGCAGCAGCAGUGGCAGAGGCGGACACAUCAGCGCCUGCUGACGUGGCAAUCCCAGCGAACGCCAGCAUGCGCCAGCUGGUCGAGGUGGCUGCGCAACAGGUGGCAGAUGAAGUCCGAGCAUCAAUGGAAGAAACAGAUUUCGCGCGUUUGCGCCACAUCGUAGGAGCUACGGUGAGGAGGACAGGCAAAUGGACGGCUGCACUUGCCGCCCGCUCCUGCCCCCAAUGCCCCGAGUGCUCCCUCACUCCGCCGCCCACAAUCGGGCCAGUUUGCACUGCUCCCGGGUUUGUCAACUGCAGCUGCCCGAACGGGCAGUCGGGCAGGCGAAAGUUCCCGAAGCGGACGGAGAAGCCGCUGUGCACGGACGGAGCAUCGCCGGGUAGGUGGAAAAGCUACAGUCAAUGGGAGGCCGACAACUGUCAGUACCGGGACAUUUCCACAGAUAGCCUCAGAGAAUGCCUCAAGGGGAAGUGGAUACACUUUUUUGGGGAUUCCCUCUCUCGAUUACUUGCUAAUGAGUUUGCGCGGCAGUGUGGCAUGCAGAGGCGGUCGUGGGAUGGGGACAAGACGCGGAGCACUCUGCUGGAUACGAGGGCGGACCAGCAGGUGGCAGAGGGGGGGAAGGGGGGAGGUGGGGGGAGGAGGAGGAGACUGUCAGGUGGUGGGCCACUAGGGGGAGGAGGAGAGGGGGGAGGUGCUGAGGGUGGUUGGUGGAAUGGAGGGGCAAAUGGGGGGAAUAGAGCAGUGGAUGGGGCGUGGAGUGGGCUGGAGGGAGGGGUGAUGGAGGAGUGGGAGGCGCCAGAGGAGGUGGGAGGAGGAGAGGAGGAGGGUAAGAGUGUUGGAGACGAGAGGAGGCUGGGCGGCAGGCGCCGUCUGCUUAUGUCGCGAGACGAGUGGCCGCGCGUGACUUAUUUGUUCCGAGGGAAGAUGGCCCACCAGAGGCACCCCGAGGAGAAUACUACGGAGGAGCGUGAUCUCAACAACAAGUUCCUCCAGUCGUUCAAGCAGCCGGGGGGGCAGCAGCCUGAUUUCCUAAUCAUGAGCAUGGGGGCACACGAGGUGAUUGGUUGGAAUCGCCGGCCCCCACCGGACCUGGAUGUAGCAACCUUCAAAAAGGACACAGAGGAGCUGCUACAGCUGCUGAGAGGGACGUACAACCGGGAUAAGGGCAUGCUGCUAUGGUGGAAGGCGCACUACAUCUGGCCAGGCAAGGUGACAGGGAAAGACUAUUUCACGGUUCGGCAGUAUCACGAGAUAUAUCAAGCUUACGCGUACAAGAGGUUUCAAGAGGAAGGCUACACUACCGCAGAUUUUUACCAGACCACCGAGGAUCGGCCGGAGCUUAUAUGGAAGCCGGAUGGAGUACACUACGGCUCAGAAGCUUUAGCUGUACACUCCAAGAUCCUUGCUAAUACAUUGUGCAAUAAGAAGUAGCAGUAGAUUGGGUUGGGUAUGUAUCGCAUGUAUGCUAUGAAAUUCCUGAUUUGUCACAUAUGGCUAAGGUGAAUGAAUCUGUCGUGGCACUGGGAUAGCCCUAUCGGACCUCUUCUCUCCCUAUGGAGGGUAUUAGGGAGGCUUUCCUUGGGGAAGGUGGAUAUAUGAAGCCUAAUUUUUUAGAAGAUAUCCCUUUUUGUCCCAAUGGUUAGGGUUGGUGACUUUAUGGCUUGGUAUCAGAGUGGUCCAGGGUUCAAUUCCUGGUGUACACGUUAUCUCGGCGGGAGGGUGUGUUGUGGCACUGGGAUAGCGGUG
Messenger RNA from Closterium sp. NIES-67, 2721 nucleotides. NCBI's taxonomy places the organism in Eukaryota, Viridiplantae, Streptophyta, Zygnematophyceae, Desmidiales, Closteriaceae. The record is from the annotation of a GenBank genome assembly.